This is a messenger RNA of Equus quagga, 7694 nucleotides long. RefSeq names its product sorting nexin family member 30 (gene SNX30). The transcript has 10 exons. Lineage: Eukaryota; Metazoa; Chordata; Mammalia; Perissodactyla; Equidae. Gene Ontology annotation, molecular function: protein binding; phosphatidylinositol binding. The coding region runs from base 295 to 1608 and encodes 437 amino acids. Gene Ontology annotation, cellular component: cytoplasm. The record is from RefSeq and is a predicted model, not a curated record.
GCCGCGAGCGGGCAGGGCGGCGUGGCGGUGCGGGCUGGGCGCCCCGGCCAAGGUGCGGGCGGCCCCCGGCGGGCUCGGGCGUGGAGCUGGGGCGCGCGGCGCCGGGCAGCCCAGCCCAGCCGGGCGCGGGCAGCGAGGAGCCGGCGGGUGGCGGCGGCGGAGGCUUCCAGCCCGGCCGGUGCAGGGCCUGGGAGCGAGCGGCGGCCGAUCGGGGCCUGGCCCGGGGCGCUGGGGCACCCGCCGCGGCGGGCGACAGGAGGAAGCGGCGGCGGCGCGUCCCGAGCGGUGUGCGCCAUGUCGGGCGGGCCCCCCAAGGCCCUGCCGUCCACGGGGCCCCACUCCCUGCGUGACAUGCCGCACCCGCUGGCCGGCUCCAGCAGCGAGGAGGCCGUGGGCGGCGACAGCACGCCCAGCCCGGACCUGCUGAUGGCCCGCAGCUUCGGCGACAAGGAUCUCAUUUUGCCAAACGGUGGUACUCCAGUGGGCACUUCGAGUCCAGCUUCUUCAUCUUCCCUUCUCAACAGACUUCAACUUGAUGAUGACCUUGAUGGUGAGACCAGAGAUCUCUUUGUCACUGUUGAUGAUCCCAAGAAGCAUGUCUGUACAAUGGAGACCUACAUCACGUAUAGGAUCACCACCAAAAGCACUCGGGUGGAGUUUGACCUGCCGGAAUAUUCUGUUCGUCGAAGAUACCAGGAUUUUGACUGGUUGAGGAACAAACUAGAAGAAUCGCAACCCACUCAUCUCAUUCCCCCGCUUCCGGAGAAGUUUGUGGUGAAAGGGGUCGUGGAUCGUUUUUCAGAAGAGUUUGUGGAGACCAGAAGAAAAGCUUUGGAUAAAUUCCUAAAAAGAAUCACAGAUCAUCCUGUGCUCUCUUUCAAUGAACACUUUAAUGUUUUCCUUACCGCGAAGGACCUGAAUGCCUACAAGAAGCAAGGGAUGGCGCUGCUGACUAGAGUGGGCGAGUCAGUCAAGCAUGUCACUGGGGGCUACAAGCUGAGGAGUCGGCCUCUGGAGUUUGCAGCCAUAGGUGAAUACUUGGAUAUGUUUGCGCUCAAACUGGGAACCAUUGAUCGAAUAGCCCAGCGCAUCAUCAAAGAAGAAAUAGAGUACCUUGUGGAACUGAGAGAAUAUGGGCCCGUGUACUCUACGUGGAGCGCAUUAGAGGGGGAGCUGGCUGAACCCCUGGAAGGUGUAUCUGCUUGCAUCGGGAACUGCUCUACAGCCUUGGAAGAGCUGACGGAUGAUAUGACAGAAGACUUUCUACCUGUGCUCAGGGAAUAUAUUUUAUACUCUGACUCCAUGAAGAGCGUAUUGAAGAAGAGGGACCAAGUGCAAGCAGAGUAUGAAGCCAAACUGGAAGCCGUGGCUCUGAGGAAGGAAGACCGGCCCAAGGUGCCAGCAGACGUUGAGAAAUGUCAGGAUCGGAUGGAAUGUUUCAAUGCUGAUCUGAAAGCUGACAUGGAUAGGUGGCAGAACAACAAGAGGCAGGACUUCCGGCAGCUGCUCAUGGGAAUGGCUGACAAGAACAUCCAGUAUUAUGAGAAGUGCCUCAUGGCGUGGGAGUCGAUCAUUCCACUACUGCAGGAGAAGCAAGAGGCCAAGUAAGCUCCUUCGUGGGACAGAGACUUUUCUGCCUACGCAGGGCAUGGCACGCACACCGGAAUGUCCCUGCUGUGCCAGAGAGGUGGCACUGGGAAAACAACCACAGAAACAUCUCUCCUUUGUGUAUUACUUUCCUUUACACCCCUUCCUGUGUCCAACAGUUGUUUUCAAUUAGUAUUUAUUCCUUGGUGGAGUCUGUAAGGCUGUGAUCAUCUCCCACAGAAGCAGCAUACCUCUGUGUUGUGAAGGAACCUAUUAAACGGAACACUACGAAGGUUUGAACCUGAGGGACAAGACAACCCUCAGCUGACAUUCUGACAUCUCAUUACAGUUUCCUGUUUUGGGACAGCAGAGUUAGCUGUUGUGGGCGAGAACCCGGGUCCUGCUUUUCAAGGCCGUGAGGAAGGCCUGAAUGGAAGGCAGUCCUGCUUUCUGUGGAUACAUGGCGGCUCUGGAAUCGACCUCCAUGGGCAUUGCCUGGUCUCAGCCUAGAAGGAGGUGUUGGCACCUCCGUGGGAAGUCCUUAAUGUACUGUGGCCUACAGCUGUGAGUGUAACCUGCCGCCUGCUUGUGAUGAGCGACACCUGUUUUAUGGUUUCCAGUUCGUACAGGACCAUUUAAAUCAGUGUCUAUAUGUAUCCAUGCUAGAGCAGGCAAGCCAGCGCCCUUGUCCUUAGGCGAUGCCUUGGUAAGCUGGGGGCGGGGGGCAGUGCUCCCCAAACUUGUUUCUGACACUAGAAUGCAGUAGAUUUGAACCUGUUUUUGUGUAAAAUGAAAAAAGGUGCAUUUUUCUCUGUGAAGUUCUUCAAUGUUUUUCUUUCCCUUGUUAAAUAUCAUUAGAGUAGAGAUUAGGCCUGUUUGGAAAUAUCUUAUCGUCUUGAAGUCAGAGUAGCUCCCCAGUUGUUGAGAUCAGUGGGUAUAUACCAAGCCCACCUGCCACGUCUGCUUUGUGCAAUUUGCCUUUACCUCACCAAAAAGUCCUAGUUUCACGUUUCCUACUAUGUCCACUGAAUGUUUGGGCAACCUUUUGGUGAGAGGCUGGUAUGUUGUUAUGACACAGUCGAGAUUUUGUAAACUCAAUGUGAAUGUUCUACAUGAAGUGCUUUAACCUUCGAUAUUUCCUGGUCAGGAAGAAAAGUCAGUAUCUGGAUGGGCCUCAGAGAUGACAAGUGCACCAGCAAACUCUUUGCUUCUAGAAGUUAAGCUAAGAUCUCCUCCAUUUGCAGCCCAAUCCCUGGGGACUGCUGGCUGCUUCUAAAGUCUUCAUUUCAAACUAUUACCAGGUUUUCUUUUCAAAUCGACACAAAACUAACAGACAAAGAGGAUCUGUCUUCCAAUCUUCCAACUCAUUUUUUUUUCCCUCCUGAAAUGAAGCUGCAUAGGUCAUAUUUGUGUUCUUUCAUUGUGGCUCAUCCCUAUAAAAUUAUCAGUCUGAGCCUCAAAUAAACGGUAGUAUUUUUUUUUUUUUUUUUAACGAAACAGCUGUGCUGAGAUGCUGCUGCAUACGCAAGUUAAUUUGCAAAUACCGGUCAACGUGCAGCCUGUUGAAGUCACUUCAUUCCCCUCCACACUGCAGGGUCGACCUUGUCUCAGCCGCAGCUCUGAUGCUGUGGGGGCAGCAAUCGGAUGGCACAGAACAGUUUGGUUCUGUUUCAUCAUGUUUGAAAAAGUCACAGUUUAAAUUAUAAUUUUAUAUCAGUUGGUACUUGCCUGCACUGUUAGACCCUCUCGUGCCAUUUAAAGUCCUUUGUCGUGAAUUUUCAGUUUGGUACAGUUAGAAACAUUCAUUGAAGCAGAAGGUAAAAACAGUCCAUCUACGCCGAGUGGUGACUCAGUGUUUCAUUCUACCUCUAAACCAUCAUGUUGCUGUGAGUCCGGAUGUCCAGAUCCAGCCUGACAGCCUGCUGAUAGAGUUGCGGUGGGUAUCUAGUCGUGGGUUGGUGGCCUUCUAUGGAUAUUUGGCAGAAGACACUAGACUGACCCAGCAGCGAAUGCUCAUCUUUGGGAAUGUGUGAAGCCUUGCCUUGUGGAAUAUGUGCUUUAAAAAUGUUGUCCAGUGUAACAUAUACUUGGAAAGAACUGUGGGAAGAGUUACAGGAAGACUAGAAUCUAGUCAGCUGCUAAUUGCCAAAGCCCAGGGACAUUCCUGUUUAAGGCUUAGUUGGGAAAGAAGGCAGCCCUUCAAAAAAGUCAUCAGGUUCCAUCCUGGGACAUAUGGGGAAGGGAGCAGGUACACAGUUAUUCCCUUACAGUGUUGGAGGCAGAAGACUGGUUUUGAAGGGAUUCAGACACCUUAGGAUUUUGUCUUUCUCUGUUCGUUUGGUCCGCAAGUGCUUUAAAACAGCAGAGAGAGCUGGAACAAGGCCAACUGCCCUCCAGCGUGCCAUUGAUAGCAGAGCUGGGAAAAGCGGUGUAUGUUAGAUUUCCUUGGAGUAAUGGUCUUUCCAGAGAAGGGACCCUUGUCCCUUACUUCAGGCUGGCAUGUGAUGAGGUGACAGAAGGCAGUGAAGGAGGUUCUCCAGUCCUUCCUACCCCGAUGGCUCCCUCGGGCCCCUGAGGGUCAGCAGCCCCAAGCAUUCACCUCUUCACCUCCAUCAGCACAGAGGUGAUUCCCCAUGAGAAGUGUAACCCGGAGACUUCUGUGCCAAAGCCUGCCUCGUAGAGGCUUCGUCAUCCUAUCCUUCUUGGCCCCACAAAGUCCUGGUGCUGAGACCGCUGACCCCUCUCUUGUAUUUAUUUUCCAGGAGAUUUUUGCUUGAGGAUGUGCCCUACCUCAGGCGGACAGACAUGGACAGGUUUUGAGGAUUGAGCACAUGGCAGUGAUGGAAAGUCAUCCCUGUUGCCUGCCUCUGAGCCUGGAAAGUAGAAGGUUCCAUUCACCCAGGUUAAAAAUCCAGGCUAAGGCAGAAGAGAGAAUUCUAGAAACUGAGCAGAUUUCAGAGAUGCACAUGAUGUUGAAGAGAACAGUUGUGAUUUGUGGCAGGUACAGACACUGUUCUUCCUUGUCAUGUGCUGGAUCUAUAGGAAAAUUCUAGGCUACCCUGCUCCAAGCAAGGAACCACUGCUCCUAAUCGAGGAGGGGACAUCUUACAUAGCCAGGUUUGGGGUUGGGUUUUAUCCUUUAAUAAGACUUCAUAGUGAUUCCUGGUGAACUCUGCUAAGUGCGAUUAUGGAGGUGAUUGGCUCGUAUUUCACUGUGCUGCUCAUUGAACAAAUCAGCAUGACUCUGGGGACUGUGGUGAAUGUAACAGAAGUUGAUCUUUAUGCCAAAUUUAAGCCACACUCGGAGUGUGUUCUACAUGUUGAAUUGAAUGUGCUUUUGCAGCUGCCAUCCACAUGAGGAAAUUAAGUGCACACUUGCUGCACAUUUCUUGUGAGUCUGCCUUUAGUGAUGGGACGACAGAAGUUCUGCCUUAGAAGAGGGUGUGAUGGCCGUGUGGCAGUCUGCAAGUGGGGUUUCUCUCUUGGGAUGGUGUCAGCCCAAGAAACACCCAGAGUUUGUGUGACUUGGUCCUGCCGUUGAUAACAUUGAAAUCAACGGGCACCUGGCUCUGUUUUGAUGCCAUUCAUUGGGUUGCAGAAUAGUCAUUCUCUGCACUCUCCUGAGAGAGUGGAGAGAGUAAGGUGUAGAGCGACCUUGUAGGUCUGUGUUAGCCUCAUCUGGUUGGGUCUUUGGUUGGGUUAGCACUGGGCUCUCCUCUGGCUGCCGUAAAGGCUGUGUCUGCUCAGAAGAUGGGCUGCCUGUGGUCAUGGAAGGGUGCGCCAAUCCUGGACCCCACCUUCCCAGAUGCAUACUUUCAAGGCCUGUGGAAACUGGGUAAUCUAAUUAUAAGGCUGGGGUAAUGCUGCUUUGACCUAUUUAUGACAUUAUGUUGGGAAUUUGAGUUGCCUUCUCACUUUGAAAAGUGCUCAAGAUGGCAACAGGUUGGGCAUCCCCUCUCACUUCUUAUGUUUUUUCCUUUCAGAUGGCAGGUGGCAUUUACCAGUAAAUUUGAGGAAAAUGUCAUCCCUUGGGCCAGACUUACAGAUUGAGCUGGGUGUGUUGGAGUUGUUCUCCUCUUCCUUGUGGUUUAUAUCAGUGAAUAAACCAGAAACCCGCUUUUUCAUCAACCCACCUGAUAGACGGGUAGCUUUUUGUUUGAAGGAUGCCUGGUCUCCCCGUAGUUGCACAGAUCAGAGCAUGCACAGGGCUGUGUGCAUUAGAAAGGUUGCGGGGGGCACUUUGUUGCAGGGGGUUUGGCUGUUCUUAAUCAUAUGUGUUUGAAAUGCUUUCUGGGUAUGGCUGUCUAACCCCUUCUGUGUGGCAGAAAAAUAUGUAAUCCUGAUAGUUUUUACUACUACAGAUAGGCUAUAAAUAAGUGCUUUGAAAAAAUAACUUUAACAAACCAAUAAGAUAUUUGUCUCAAAUGUAAACAUUCUGUGUGUUUAGCACUUGAAAAUCAACAAAUCCAGACUUUUCAAAAAUGCCAGAGACUGUUAAAAGCCUAACUCAACUUUUUGAGAAUCUGUCAACACCUAUUAAUAUGCCUUAUUCUUCAGCUAGUGUCUUUUAGGUUCUGGAUAGGAAGUUUUUAGAAAUGUAGCCAGUUGUUCAGCUUCAGUACCAGAGGUCUAACAUAGCCGGUCCUCAGUCCUCUCAAAGAAACAAACAAAGUGAGGUUCAUAAUAAGGGCUGCCUUUUGGGAGGAGAAAGCUAAGUAUUGCUAUUGCCAAAUGAUAUUUUUGAUAAUGUAAGGAAACACAGGGACCACAAAACCUUUUUUUGUUUUAAAGUGUUUUAGUGCCUUUUGGCACGCUUUUGAUUGUAGAGGAUGUAUGGUAUCAGCAUUGACAAAUCACAUAGCUAUAAGGAACUCUAUAGAUUAUGACAAUAUUAAAGGUUUACUCUGAUUCUGCAGAACAGCUUUUGAAAGCAUACUGUGGGGGCUUCAGAGCAGCAUAUGUUGGAUAGAAAUGCUCCACAGGUUGAAAUGCCAAAAACAUAAAGCAUGUUGUGUUGACUCACAUAAUUUAGUCUAUUUUAACAGAGCUUGUACUAUUAAAACCAGUGAUUGGGUGUGGCACAUGCACCUCGCCCAGCAGCGCCGCCCUCCCCAGGUGACUCUGGGCUCCCUGUAGGCUGGGUCAGAGCAGGGCGCCCCUGUCAACACCCCCGUAUGACGGACUGGUUCACAGUCAAGACCAACCCUCCAUUCACAAAUGAUACUGGGAGGAAGAAACAGAGAUUGCUUUUUCCUCACUCUGGAAAUGGGGAGAGGAAAGUAGAUUGCAAACAAAAAUGUGAAUCAGUAUGACAGAACGAUGCCUGUGUCAGCUGGGCCUUCACCAAAUAACAGACCAGCAGCUCUUAACAGUCAACACCAUUCACCUGGACACCCCUGUGGUUUUGGUCCAGUCCAGUAGACACCCUGUCCCUUGUACUUCUGUGUGCCUGUUCCCUUGGUGUCUGAGUUGGGAAUGCCUUGAGAGAUGACGCACAUCUGGUAGAUUCCCAUGAACUAAACUGCCAGCAAACUUUCUAACUUGUAUUUUAACUCUUGAAAGAGAGAGAAAAACUUGCUUAGGUCCUGUCCAAAUGAUGGACUGUAUUUCUUAUUUUUAGAAAUCAUCCUUUACAUUUGAAAUUUUUUAAAAACCUUCUGGGGUAUCGAUGAAGUUCUCCGUGUAGAUGUGUUCUCUUCUCGCCAUGCUGCCAUUAUGCCGAAUCAAAAGCUGUGAAAAACAAAUGCUCUGGAGAAUGGGUGUCGAGGAGAAAGGGAUUUAUUGACAGAUUCGAGUCUUUGUUUCAUCAAGCCACCAAACUUUAAAAAGAAUGUCAUCUAUGUUUUCCUUGUUAUGGAACCCAGAGAUUGUAAAAAGAAAAAAAAAGUUUUGUUGCAUUUUUGAUGCUGGCACGAGGUUUUUGUCCACUUUUUUUCAUAUAUCUGUGUAUAAAAAUUGUCUGUUGUUUACUAUGGGAUUAGUAUUACAUUUUGAGGUAAACAAAAGAAUUUGUAUUGCUUGAUAAACUAUUAGCUUGUGAAUUUAAAAAGGUUUCUUUACCUCAAUUAACUUAAAGUAAUGGACCAAUAAACCUAUAAAAGAUGCUU